Messenger RNA from Brienomyrus brachyistius, 2374 nucleotides. Its product is annotated as tryptophan 5-hydroxylase 1-like. The coding region runs from base 695 to 2140 and encodes 481 amino acids. Gene Ontology annotation, molecular function: tryptophan 5-monooxygenase activity; iron ion binding. The transcript is spliced from 11 exons. NCBI's taxonomy places the organism in Eukaryota, Metazoa, Chordata, Actinopteri, Osteoglossiformes, Mormyridae. Gene Ontology annotation, biological process: aromatic amino acid metabolic process; serotonin biosynthetic process. Gene Ontology annotation, cellular component: neuron projection. The record is from RefSeq and is a predicted model, not a curated record.
UGUUAUCUUAACCUGAUCUUAACCUAUUCGAUGUUUAUGUUUCUUAUCCUUUGUUGUCUUAUGUUCUACAAUCUUAUCUUAACCUAUCCUAUCUUAAUCUUAUCCAGUCGUAUGUUACAAUCCUAUUUUAACCUUAUUUUAAUGUAUACUACAUUAACAUUUCAUAUAGGAUAAGAUAAGAUUAUGUUAUACAAUCAUAUCAUAUCGUGAUUUUAGCUAAUGUUAUCUUAUGUUCUACAAUUUUGAACAGGAUAUAAGGUAUUUUAUCGAUCUAAUAUAUUUUAAAUAUCACACGCGAAACCCACACAAACGUCUCUGUUUACGGGGAAGUUACUUUAUCAAUAAUUAUUUCGGAUGAUUUAAAAAUCGUUUAUUAUUUAAAAGAAUGCACAGCACUAAAUCACCGGUGACGCUAGCCACCUCUCUUAUUUUUUAUUUGCACUUGUGACAAAGGUGAUGAUACGCAGGGCAUCUAAUACGUUUUAAAUAUCAUGUGAAACAGACUAAUUGUUUGCACACAAUUAAAGCCCCCCACAAUUUUCCAUGUGGUCAUUUAAACUGAUACGCCUCCAUACUUACACACAUUAAUUCAUAUAUGCAUAAACGCACAUACACGCCCCCUUCAUAAAUAGGCAUUAUUGUGGUACUCACUCAUCAAUCUGCACCUAAGCAUAAAUAUUAAAAGUAAACUGACAUGACUCCAAGCAAGACUCCAGCUCCACGCCGAGGAAGGUCUUUUGACUCGAUGAACACUAGUUAUGAGGAAAAACAACCCAACAAUGAGAUGAGCAAAUCCACCUUCAUUAAGAUAGAGGAGAAGAUCGAUGUAAAACAGACGGUACCAGACCAGGCUUGCAUCACAGUGGUGCUGUCCCUGAAGAACGACAUUGGUGGACUCUUUAAGGCAUUGAAGCUUUUCCAGGAAAAGCACAUUAAUUUAGUACACAUCAAGUCCCGGAAACUGAACAGACAGCGCUCAGAGGUUGAGAUCUUUUUGGACUGCAGCAGCAACUACGAGCAGCUCGAUGAUUUCACCCAGCUGCUACAGAGGUACUUGAAUUCAGGCAUCGUGGGCACGGCGAACAAUUCCUGCCAACUGGAAGAAGCGAUGGAUAACAUCCCCUGGUUCCCCAAGAAGAUCUCAGACUUGGACAAGUGUGCCAACCGUGUGCUGAUGUACGGAUCGGAUCUAGACGCAGACCACCCGGGCUUCAAGGAUAAUGUCUAUCGGCGGAGGAGGAAAGAGUUUUCUGAUCUGGCCAUGAACUACAAACAUGGAGACCCCAUCCCUCGCGUUGAGUUCACUGAGGAGGAGGUACGCACAUGGGCUGUCGUGUUCCGUGAGCUAAACAAGCUGUACCCCAGCAAUGCCUGCCGGGAGUAUCUGACGAACCUGCCGCUGCUGAAGGAGCACUGCGGCUACAGGGAGGACAACGUCCCCCAGCUGGACGACGUGUCGCGCUUCCUCAAGGAGCGCACUGGCUUCAGCAUCCGCCCAGUAGCCGGCUACCUGUCUCCGAGGGACUUCCUGGCCGGACUCGCCUUCCGGGUGUUCCACUGCACCCAGUACAUUCGGCACGGUUCGGCACCCCUCUAUACCCCCGAGCCGGACACGUGUCAUGAGUUGCUGGGUCACGUCCCAUUGCUGGCGGAGCCGAGCUUCGCGCAGUUCUCCCAGGAGAUGGGCCUGGCCUCCUUAGGGGUCUCUGACGACUCCAUCCAGAAGCUGGCCACAUGCUACUUCUUCACCGUGGAGUUUGGCCUGUGCAAACAGGAUGGGCAGCUGAGGGCGUACGGUGCUGGGCUGCUGUCCUCCGCCAGCGAGCUGAGACACGCACUCUCUGGGAACUGCAGGAUCCUGCCCUUUGACCCCAACAUCACCUGCAAGCAGGAAUGCAACAUUACCACCUUUCAAGAUGUUUACUUCGUGUCAGAGAGCUUUGAAGAAGCCAAGGCCAAGAUGAGGGAGUUUGCCAAGACCAUCAAGAGGCCUUUCACGGUGUGGUACAACCCUUACACCCAGAGCGUGGACGUGCUGAGGGACACGGCCAGCAUCCACAGGGUGCUGGAGGAGCUGACCCAUGAGCUUGAUGUUGUGGGAGAUGCUCUCAGCAGAAUCGACAAGCAGCUGGGUGUCUAAGCUCCUUCUGAGGCCGAUGGCUCACCGCCAGGCCUGCCAGUAAGCAGUCUGGUGUUUAGGUGUAAUUUAUUAGGCCACAGGACGGACGUCCAAAGCUUCCAGUGAACCUAAGGUUGGGAAAUACCUUUAUCCCUGUAGACAUCCUUGCACAGGAGUAGGACAACAGUGGUAAUAAAAUGCAGUGAAUUAUAGUGUGUCUGGGCUAAAUGUAAUAAACGUGCUGGUUUACAUGUU